AUAUAAGACCUGCAUUGAGCACAGAAACACAAGUGAACUAGAGGAAAAAUGAAUUCUCUUAACGUGUAUAUUUUACUAAGCCUAGCAGCUGCAGUUUACUGUGGACCUGUGCUGCAUUUGACAGACCAAGAUGAAAGCUUUGCAGAGAGCUACCUGAAAAAAUUCUAUGACUUAAAGGAUGAAAGUGGCCCAACAGUCCGACAUGGCUUCAGUCAAAUCAACAAAAAGCUGAGUGACAUGCAGAAAUUCUUCGGUUUACAAAUCACAGGGACGCUGGAUGCCGAUACCAUGGAAAUGAUGAAGAAGCCCCGCUGCGGCGUUCCUGACGAAAAGGUUUCCCGUUUCUCUACUUUUGGACCCAACCUCAAGUGGCAGAAAAAUAGUUUGACAUACAGGAUCGAAAACUACACACCCGACAUGUCCCAGCCAGAAGUUGAUGACUCCAUAGAAAGAGCGCUGGAUGUUUGGGCCAAAGUUACUCCUCUUAGAUUUACGAGAAUCUACAGUGGCACAGCGGACAUCAUGAUCUCCUUUGGUCGCCUGUCACACGGUGAUUUUUACCCCUUUGAUGGCCCCGAUGGAACUCUGGCCCACGCUUUUGCUCCAUCUCCUGGCAUUGGAGGUGAUGCUCACUUCGAUGAGGAUGAGACCUUCACCUUUCGUUCAAAUUCUGGAUACGUUCUCUUCCUGGUAGCAGCCCAUGAGUUUGGUCACGCAUUGGGAUUAAGUCAUUCUAAUGACCCUGGUGCCCUCAUGUACCCCAUAUACACCUACACAAACCCUUCCAACUUUCGUCUACCUCGAGAUGACAUCAACGGCAUCCAGUCUCUUUACGGUCCCAAUCCUGAUACGGAUACAGAUACCGAUGGAGAAAAUCCUGAGCCCCCCGCAACUCCUGAUGCUUGCGACUCAAACCUGGUGCUGGACGCUGUGGCCACCCUACGAGGAGAAAUGUUGUUUUUCAAAGACAGGUUCUUUUGGCGAGUGUAUCCUCAGAGCAGGACACCUCAACAAAUUUUCAUCACCAACCUAUGGCCCAAUGCCCCCGAUAGAAUCGAUGCUGCUUAUGAAAGCCAAGAGUCAGGGAAUAUUUUUCUUUUCAAAGGUGGUCAAGUUUGGGCUUUCCGGGGUUAUGAUCUUGUUCGGGGAUAUCCUAAGGCAAUAACGACGUUCGGUCUGCCCUCAAGAGUGACAAAAAUCGACGCAGCUCUUUAUGACGUGGAAUCAAGAAAGACACUAUUCUUUGUUGGCAGAUCUUACUACAGCUAUGAUGACGCCAGUAAGAAAAUGGACGAUGGAUUCCCCAAACGUGUUGACGAGACCUUUUCUGGCUUAACCGGGAGAGUGACAGCAGCUUUUCAGUACAAUGGUUUUACUUAUAUCUACAGUGGCCCUCAUAUGUUUGAGUACAGCCUGAGCACCGGAACGUUUUUCCGUUUGUUGGGAAACAACUACUUCUUGCCCUGCUUCUAGAUCAUCUUUGUGUGAAGAAACAGAGAAUCAAAAUGAGUGGGCACGAAUGUAAAUUUAUUUAGCUUACUCUAAUUGGUUCAUAAUUUCUUGAAGUAUUCUUAUUUGAAUAUGCCAAUAUUAUUAUUAUUUUUCAAGUUGUAUCACGUUUGUUCUUUUUAUGUUGACUGUGACAAAAUAAGAAGAAAUAAAAUUGUUGAGAUUCAUUUGUUAUCAGCUCAUUUUUAGCACAUAAGAAUGCAUUGCUACAGUUUGUCUAUGUAUUUGGAAUCGGAUAAGUCAUUAAAAAGAAAAACAGCAAUGCAUUUA
Messenger RNA from Syngnathus acus (greater pipefish), 1779 nucleotides. Its product is annotated as collagenase 3-like. NCBI's taxonomy places the organism in Eukaryota, Metazoa, Chordata, Actinopteri, Syngnathiformes, Syngnathidae. Bases 49 to 1473 code for a protein of 474 amino acids. The transcript has 10 exons. Gene Ontology annotation, biological process: collagen catabolic process; extracellular matrix organization; proteolysis. Gene Ontology annotation, molecular function: zinc ion binding; metalloendopeptidase activity. Gene Ontology annotation, cellular component: extracellular matrix. The record is from RefSeq and is a predicted model, not a curated record.